Asparagus officinalis (garden asparagus) is the source of this 723-nucleotide messenger RNA. Its product is annotated as serine/threonine-protein phosphatase 7 long form homolog. Gene Ontology annotation, biological process: meristem maintenance; meristem development. The record is from RefSeq and is a predicted model, not a curated record. Lineage: Eukaryota; Viridiplantae; Streptophyta; Magnoliopsida; Asparagales; Asparagaceae. The coding region runs from base 1 to 723 and encodes 240 amino acids. The transcript is spliced from 2 exons.
AUGAUCGAGCAUUCUCAGAGUCAUUCGGCUUGGGUCAUUGAGGAUGAGAGGGUACUAUUACUGAUCGCUCAGGCCGGUUUUCGACCGUGUUCGACGAUUCGUUAUAUUAGGCUUGAUUGGCCGCUCAUCACUGCACUUAUUGAGAGGAGGAGGCCAGAGACCAACACCUUUCACAUGCAUAUAGGGGAGUGCACCAUCACCUUACAGGACGUGGCCGUCAUACUUGGACUCCGGAUCGAUGGACCGGCAGUUACGGGCACCGAUGAUCAUAGUUGGCCGGAGGUAUGUGCUAGGCUUCUUGGUCAGGUUCCCGACUUGAGGAGUGGUGCGAUGAAGCUAUCGUGGCUUCGUCAGACAUUUCAGAGCGACAUACCAGAGGAUGCCUCUAUUGAGACGCUUCAGUUUCAUGCUCGUGCAUACAUAUUGCACAUGAUAGGGUGCGUACUAUUUCCUGAUGCGAGCAAGACUCUCGUACAUGCACGAUGGCUACCACUGCUGGAGGAUUUCGGUGUAUGCGGCGCACUAUCGUGGGGCAGUGCGGUGUUGGCAUAUUUGUAUCGAGAAUUGAGUAGAGUAUCUCUGAUGCAGAAUAAAGAAUUCAAGGGAUGCUGUACGUUGAUACAGAUUUGGUCAUGGGAGCGCAUUCAUAUUGGACGACCUACUUUACUUAUGCACCGUGACUUGGAGGGGCAGUAUCCGUUGGCAUACAGGUAUAACGUGUGA